GAAGCCUGGCUCUGCAGCAACUCGCCAAUGGGGCGUAUCGGAUCGGCAACGACUCGUUUCGCGUGGUGCCGCUGAGUGAGCUGCCUGCUGGCCACCGCUACGUGGCGAGCUACAAGGAUAGCGACCCGGUUGUCAGCUGGGGCAACGACUGGUUGUUCCGGUCCUUCUCAUCGCUGCUGAUGGUGAUGCUGGCGAAUUGGUGGAGCGUGGAGGAGGGCGUGGGCGACCAGGUUGUGGUGAAUCGGCAGUCGUUCAUCGGCAGUCGUCGCUAUGGGCGACUGGUGAGUCGCCGCCUGCCGCAGACCGAAGGCAUCGCAGUCGGCUACUGCGUCGGUCACAGCGACGAAGUGGACGAGCGUCGGCUGGUGAUCGUGAGCGGCUUCAGACCCAACGAGACCAUCGCGGCCUACGUGUGGGCGCAGCAGGGCAUCAUCCGCCUGCGCACCACGGAGCGAUCCGCCGCCGCUGCUGCUGCUGCUGCGCCGCCUCCCCCCUCCCUCACCCCAUCGCAGGCCCUCUCCAGCCGCUUCCCGGUGUCGACGCCUCUCUGGCUGAGUGUGUUGCGCCGAUUCGAGCUCGAGACCAAUGUCAUCACCCCUCGCACAGUGGGCUGAGGGCAGGGGGAUGUGGGCGCGGCGGGCGGGCGUGUAGUGCAUUCGACAUUGACGGUCUGACGUGACGUGUGAGGGGCGAAUGAGAUGAAUGUCUGUCUGUCUGUCUGUUGGUCAGUCUGUUGGUCAGUCUGUGUGUGGAAUGGACGAGCAGUGUACAGUCAGUUAGACGGUGACAAAAGCGAUGGAUGCGUCGCUUUUUGGCCGACCGGCCACAUGUCGCCCAAAUGUUGCUCAAAACCGUCCGUUUACGUGGACGGAAGGGGACAGACGGUGUGAUCUGGCCGGGGAGGGGAUGGUCCGGACGGCUGGUGGUGCGUGCAUGAUGUAUGCAGACAGACGGUGCGUGUAGAUGGAUGGACUGGGGAAGGGGAAUCGGGUGGCUGUCUGCCUGGCCGUCCGUCCCUUCGUCCGUCCGUCCGUCCCUCCAUACGUCCGUCUAUCUGAAUGUCCCCGUGUGCGUGGAAUGACUGAGUGCUGUACACCUGUGUGGGUGAGAGUGGCUUCUUGGAGGGUGGCCAAGGGAUCUGUCACCUUGUUUGCCGACCAACCAGAAGGCGCUAUACCACUUCCGCCUCAUGAAUGCAAUGCAUCCAGAUGUCUGGGUGGGGCGACUGUGGUGGCCUGGGCAGACAGGUGUGCAGAUGCCGUGUGCGAUGGAUGGAUGAAUGGACUGGGAAGGGGAAUCGGAUGUCCGUGUGCAUAGUCCAUCUAAUGACGACUGGGUGAAGCGAUCGAUGGGAUGCGUGUCUGUGUGCCAGCCAGCCUGUUUGUCUUUCUGUCUGUCUGAAUGUGUUUCUGUGCGUGGAAUGGCUGAUUGACGUAGAAUGGGUGACGCACGCAUCAACCACGCAU
Molecule: messenger RNA, 1466 nt
Organism: Vitrella brassicaformis
Lineage: Eukaryota; Vitrellaceae
Source: the annotation of a GenBank genome assembly